Rhizopus microsporus ATCC 52813 is the source of this 2004-nucleotide messenger RNA. RefSeq names its product class II aaRS and biotin synthetase. Gene Ontology annotation, cellular component: cytoplasm. The transcript is spliced from 5 exons. NCBI's taxonomy places the organism in Eukaryota, Fungi, Mucoromycota, Mucoromycetes, Mucorales, Rhizopodaceae. Gene Ontology annotation, biological process: protein modification process. The coding region runs from base 1 to 2004 and encodes 667 amino acids. The record is from RefSeq and is a predicted model, not a curated record. Gene Ontology annotation, molecular function: biotin--[biotin carboxyl-carrier protein] ligase activity.
AUGAACAUUCUUCUUUACGAUGAUCUAGGCGCAUCACCUAAUUCUGUCAAACAAGCAUACAACACUCUGAAAGCAUUGCUUGGGCAUGCUUAUGAUAUUAUAAAAAUCGACCGAACAGUUCUUCAGUCCGAGCCGUGGGAAACUGGCUGUGCUAUGCUCGUUAUGCCUGGUGGAAGAGACUUGCCUUACUGUGAAGCACUCAAUGGCGAGCCCAACAGACGGAUAUGCCAGUUUGUGAAGAAUGGAGGUUUGUACCUUGGAAUAUGUGCUGGCGCAUACUACGCUUCUCAAGGCAUAGAGUUUGAACGGGGAAAUCCAAGGAUGGAGAUCAUUCAGCCUCGAGAACUGGGGUUUUAUCCAGGACUAUCCAGAGGAACGACCUAUCCAGGCUUUAUCUAUAACAGCGAAAGCGGGGCAAGAUCGAUCUCGGUAGUGAUAGAAAAGGAUACACUGCAUAACGGAUAUCCUGCCGCAAGUGACGUUCCAGACGAAAUCAAAAUGUAUUAUAACGGUGGUGGAUAUUUUGUGCAUCCGGAAGAACAUGGCAAUGUUACAGUUCUGUGUCGAUUUAAAGAUCCUGGUCCAUUGUGUCUAGACGAGCCCAAAGGUCCUGCAGCUGUCGUUCAUUGUAAGGUGGGUAGGGGCAGCGCCUUACUGAUAGCCACUCAUCCAGAAUAUGAUGCCUCUUCAGAAGAUUUGUUACUUGCCGAUAGUGCAAAUAGUAAAAAAGUGCGCGACAUCUUGAAUGAUCUCGUUUUGUCUGAAUUGAAAAGAAAACAGUUCUUACGUGCGGCUUUUGCACGCCUUGGGUUACGUGUGGUGCCUUUUGAUGAUAACAAGAUACCUCAAGAGAACAAGCUACCAAAUAUAACUCCAUUAUACAUGUCUGGACUAUCAAACGAAUGGAUUCAUGGGCCACUGUCAUAUCUCUUGAACAAGUCUGAUAAACAUUCACGUCUCCUGAAAGAUUCAAGUGAUAUAUUUCAUGUCAGGGAGUUGGACAGCCCACUUGAUGACGAUAUUCAUAUUUUAUCAAUGUGCAGAGUUAAAGAAGGCAAGUCUCCUGUUAUUGAAAUCUUAUAUCCCGAUACGUCUUACCCAGUGGAGCCCAUUUGCCCUCCUUCAAGCAUGACGUUGCAGUUUAACCUGGUUGAAUACUAUCAACAGUUAACCCAGAAAAGAAUCGCUCAUCAAGAAAAUACGCUUCAGUUUGGAAAUGGGCUCCUAUAUGCUGAAGUUAUUGAUAGUACUCAGACAAUGAUGGAAAAGAACUCUACGUUUUUGGCAGGCUUACCAACUGGUUAUCUGUGUUUAGCAAGUACACAAAUCGCAGGACGAGGCAGAGGAAGGAACUCAUGGAUAUCACAGUCAGGAGCCUUACAGUUUAGCAUGAUUCUAAGGCACAAAGUACACCUCAGACAUGCUCCUGUUGUCUUUAUUCAAUACAUGGUUGCCUUGUCUAUAGUCGAAAGCAUACGAGAACGACAAGGAUACGAAGAUGUUCCCCUAAGACUAAAGUGGCCAAAUGAUAUCUAUGUAGAAACCAGCAGCGGAGAACAGAAAAAAGUAGGAGGGAUCUUGAUAAACUCAUCGUUUGCUUCAGAUGAUUUCGUUUUGGUCAUUGGGUGUGGACUGAAUCUAUCAAAUCACUUUCCUACUGUUUCAAUCAACGAUAUCUUUAGAAACUCUUCCCUUGCCCCACUUAGUGCUGAAGAUGUCUUGGCUGGUAUCAUUGCCAAGUUCGAAGUGUAUUACGGUCACUUCUGUAGAGAUGGAAUAGGUUCAUGGUUCUUGGACACAUACUACAAACGAUGGCUGCACAGCAAUACUAUCGUUACUCUGACGACUCAUAACGAUGAGAAGGUAAAGGUGAUUGGCAUUACAAAAGAUCAUGGUAUGCUGUAUGUUGAAAGCCUUGAUCGACCAGGCAAGUUUUAUGGACUUCAACCAGAUGGCAAUAGCUUUGAUAUGAUGAAAGGAUUAUUAGUGAGGAAAAUUUUAUGA